GGGCUGCGGGGAGUCAGGUUUCAGUGUUUGAGUCCCAACGAGGACUGAGGCUGCCUUUGUCUCAUUUGGAACUGCAGGCAGUCGGGGGGAAAUACGACCGAGUGAGCGAGUGAAGGGGGUGAGCGAGCGUCCGAAACGAGAAAGUGAGUGAGAUAGUGCGGGGCUCCAUCGCUCCUCGCCGCUGACUUGUGUCAAUAAGAAGACACGCUUCCCUGAGGAUUUAAUCGUCAUUUUGAGGAUGAUGUCCUGUGUCAGCCUGUGGUCCCUCGCUCUCGUCCUGUGGAAUUGCCAUUCAACGACUGCGUUCCUGGAAGAGCGGGGUACCAAAGGCCAGCUGGACCUGACGGAGCUGAUCGGAGUGCCCCUCCCCCCAGCCGUGGCCUUCAUCACGGGCUUCGAGGGCUUCCCCGCGUACAGCUUCAGCCCCGGCGCCAACGUGGGCCGGCUGGCGCGCUCCUUCAUCCCCGACCCCUUCUUCGCCGACUUCGCCAUCGUCGUCACCGCCAAGCCCGCCACCCGCCGGGGCGGCGUCCUGUUCGCCGUCACCGACGCCAUGCAGAAGGUGGUGCGCCUGGGCGUGGCGCUGGCGCCGGUGGAGGACGGCACGCAGCGGGUGGUGCUCUACUACACGGAGCCGGGCGCCGGCGCCACCCAGGAGGCGGCGUCGUUCAAGAUGGGCGAGCUGACGGGCCGCUGGGCGCGCUUCACGCUGGCCGUGCAGGGCCCCGAGGUGCGCCUCUACAUGGACUGCGAGGAGUACCACCGCGUGGCCUUCCAGCGCGGCGCCGGGACGCAGCUCACCUUCGAGCCCAGCUCGGGCAUCUUCGUGGGCAACGCCGGCAACACCGGCCUGGAGAGGUUUGUGGGUUCCAUCCAGCAGCUGGUGCUGACCCCUGACCCCCGGGCCCCAGAUGACCAGUGUGAGGAGGACGACCCCUACGCGUCUGGCUAUGGAAGUGGGGAUGACACGGAUGACGCAGAUGACACUGAGACCAUGGACGAGGUGAAGAAGCUUGUGGAAGAGAGAGAAUACACCAUGCCAGAGGACUUCCUGACCACGCCCGUCCAGGCCCCGCCCACUGAAGCAUCCUCAGACGAUGAGGACCUCGAGGAGGAGACGUCUGGUCAGGCCAUCGACCUGCCCGAUGAGAGAGCCACAGAACACACUGCCAGGCUGGACACAAGUCACACAGAAACCCAUAUGAGGCCUAGUAUGAAAGGAGAGAAGGGGGACCCUGGCCCCUCAGGUCCUCCAGGUCCCCCCGGGCCUGCGGGCCGUUCCACCCCAGCUUCAGGCACCAGUUCUGGGUCAGGAGAUCCUGGCCCCAGGGGGCCUCAAGGACCCUCAGGGCCACCAGGGGUCCCAGGAAUUCCUGGCAAAAAUGGAGAGCAUGGUGUGCGGGGCAAAGAUGGGGACCCUGGACAGGCUGGUCCUCAGGGCUUCCCCGGGCUCCCAGGAGACGCAGGACCCAAAGGAGAGAAGGGUGAUGCUGGUGUUGGACGUCCUGGACCCCCUGGCCUCCCCGGCCCCCCAGGAAAACCAGCCUCCUUCAAAUACAUGGAGGGUGUGGAAGGCUCUGGGUUUGAGGACUUUGACAGUGACACGGAGGUGGUCAGAGGACCCCCUGGACCUCCAGGGCCCCCAGGAAAGCCUGGCCCUCCAGGCCCAUCUCAGGAACUCCUUCCUGGGCAGCCAGGACCAACGGGAGCCCCUGGGAGAGAUGGGAAGGAUGGGGAGAUGGGUAAACCUGGCCUACCUGGGGCUGAUGGUCGUCCAGGUGAUCAGGGCCCUCCAGGCGAGAAGGGUGACAUAGGUUUAACGGGAAUUCAAGGACCAAAGGGUGACCCGGGCCUAAGCGGACAGCCCGGCCUCCCAGGACCUAUCGGUCCACAGGGGCCCGCUGGAGCAGCCGGCCCGCCAGGCCCUCCCGGCCCCCCGGGGCCACCAUCACCCGGCUUCAAAUUCAACCUGGAGGACUUUGAGGGAUCUGGGGAGCUGGGAAGCGCCAUGGGAGCAGUGUUGCCCAGGGGUCCACCCGGACUUCCUGGACAGCCAGGUGUUAUAGGACUUAAGGGAGAGAGAGGUGCUGAUGGGAAACCCGGACUCUCUGUGAAGGGAGACCCCGGUGAAAGAGGACCUGCGGGUGAAUCUGGAAUACCUGGAUUACCAGGAGCAAAGGGUCAAGCAGGAGAAGCGGGCGAUUCUGGACUGAAGGGCGAGCCUGGCAGAGAUGGACUCGGCCUCGUCGGACCACCGGGUCCUCCAGGACCACCAGGACCCAUCAUCAACUUUCAGGACUUGAUGCUCAACGACACAGAAGGACUCUUCAACUUCUCAGGGAUCUUGGGGCCACAGGGACCAGUGGGACCAAGGGGUCUUAAAGGAGAGUCAGGAAUCCCUGGAGUUCAAGGACCUCCAGGCCUUAAGGGUGAGAGAGGAGAGCCGGGGAUCACCAUGGCUGCUGAUGGAUCUCUAAUGAGCGGCGGACCAGUGGGACCAAAGGGAGUCAAGGGGGAUUCUGGAAUGACUGGACCAAGGGGAGAAAUGGGCCCUAUUGGACCUGUUGGACCGAAGGGAGAGUUUGGGCUACCGGGACGUCCGGGUCGCCCGGGAAUAAACGGAUUCAAAGGAGACAAAGGAGACACCAUGUUCAUGCAGGGCCCACCAGGGCCUCCAGGGCCCCCAGGACGACCCGGGAUGUUCAACUGCCCUAAAGGAACAGUGUUUCCGGUCCCCCCACGACCGCACUGCAAAAAAGGCGUGAAUGGGGAUUCUAAUGCAGAGGGCGCCCCCUGUCUGUCCAGUGGCGCCAAAGGACAGAAAGGGGACAGGGGUAUGGCCGGUAUACCAGGAAUACCUGCUCCUGCAAUCGCUAUUCUUCCCAAGGGAUUCUCGCCAAACAGAGGUGAUCUGGGCUAUGGUGGAGAAAAGGGGGAGAAAGGGGACCCUGGGAUGCGAGGUCCACCUGGCCAUCCUGGGAGGUCUGGACUGGUGGGGCCUAAGGGCGAGUCUGUUAUGGGCUCCAGGGGACACCCUGGACUUCCCGGCCCACCUGGGGUGCCUGGUUAUGGGAGAGAAGGACCUACUGGACCCCCUGGACCUCCAGGGCCUCGUGGACCCGCAGGUUAUGGUUCAGCGAUGGCUGUCCCAGGACCACCUGGUCCUCCAGGUCCCCGGGGGUCGCCUGGCGUCUCAGGGGGCUCCACUGGGGUGAAAACGUAUCCCAGUCUUCAGUCCAUGACUCAGAGGUCCUACCUAGAUCUCGACGGCACCAUGUACUUUGUGACGGACACAGGCAGACUGUACCUCAAGGUUCCGGGAGGGUGGAAAGAAAUCCAGCUGGGGAAGCUGCUGGAAGCCCAGUCUCCCCUUAUUGUCCCACAAGACGAGGCUCGUCCCCGGCCCCAGAGUCCCGGCUUGAGCAGCAGCGUGCCCCAGAUCUACGAGGGCCAGGCGCUCAAACUAGUGGCUCUGAACACCCCCCUCACCGGUAACAUUGGUUCACUGACCGCCGCCGACCAAGCCUGCAGAGCCCAGGCCCAGGCCAUGGGCAUCCGAGACCAGUACCGGGCCUUCCUGUCCAACCAUCUCCAGGACCUGGCGGACCUCAUUCACACCCAGUACCGACGCACCCUGCCCAUCGUCAACCUCAGGGGAGAAGUCCUGUUUGAUAACUACGAGCACAUCUUCACCAAGAGCAGCGCUCUUCCGCGGGGGAUCCCACUCUUCUCGUUUGACGGACGGGACGUCAUGAGUGACCCCUUCUGGCCCCAGAAGGCCAUCUGGCAUGGCUCAUCUUCUCAGGGCCGGCGUCUGCAGGAGAAGAACUGCGAGUCGUGGCGGGCGGGCGACAUGGCCAUCGUGGGCCAGGCCUCCUUCCUCUACACGGGGCUCCUGAACCAGCAGAGCCGCAGCUGCUCCAACCAGUUUGUGGUGCUGUGCGUGGAGAGCAGCCCGGAGCCCAGCUCCUACCAGGAGGUCCGCAGAGGAGCGCGCGCCUACGCUUACUACUACAGGAGCCCGCUCAGUUCACACAGAUCCUAACUAACUCACACACACACACACACACACACACACACACACACAGACAUGCUCACACGCCAUCCACCAACAUAUCACUCGCCACCUUUUUCACCAUUAUCAUCACCAUCAUCAUCAUCAUCAUCAUCAUCGCCAUUGGCCACUGACUACAGCUCCAAGCGCUCUGGACAAAGGUGUAAAUAUAUGUAAAUGUACUGAUUGCCAUGAUACCACGACCUAUGACCCCAUGACCUAUGACGUCACGUCACAACCCCAGCUCUCUCCUCAGCGUGUGUGUCAACUGUUGAGAUGGUGCUACAGAAAAGCAGGCUGUGGAGAAAGAAACUCCUCAAAUGCAGCUAUGAGUCUGGCAUUCAGGAACAGCCCCCUGGACUUCAUGAUAGAUCGCCGUCCUCAAGGUCAAGGGGGCUCCUCUCAUUUGUUGCAUUUUGGUUUGUUUCAUGUUUUGUUUUGUUUUGUUUUUUCUGUUUUGGCCUCCCGGUUCAUGGUUUUGUCUUCACAGUUCAACGGAGAGUGCUGUUCUUUCACCCUUGACGAGAAAUACCAGCUUGGAGUCCCCCUAAAGUCAUUUCUAUGCACUGUAGUUUUACUUUUUUUCUACUGUUUGUUUUUCUCAACAAAGGCCUUUUUACAUCCAGAAAUAUCUUUUUAUGAGCAACAAAGAUUUCUCUCAGUAUUUAAUUUAAUUUCAAUGUUUUAUUUAUACCGUGACCGCACAUAAUCUGAAUGUCAAAUGAUUUAGGAUAAUUAUGUAAUUUAUAGUUCCACUCGUUCAAAUGGACUGUGGUCCAUUUUGCCUCUUGUUGAUUUGUUUUGUACAGCAUUGGUUUUGAUUAAAUCAGAUCAGCUUUUUUUUAUUUAAUUAAAUGACAUGACUGCAUUUGUUAGAAAUAUUCCUCCCAAGAAAUUAUGAACUUCAGAGAGAGAAAGGUUACUUUUUAAUGCAAAAGAGUAUUUAACAACAUAUGAGAGGGAGAUUGUGUUUUAUACAUGAACUGGUGCCUGUUGAAUAAAUGUUUUUUUCCAGA
Sardina pilchardus (European sardine) is the source of this 5070-nucleotide messenger RNA. It is a transcript of the gene col15a1a, whose product is annotated as collagen, type XV, alpha 1a. NCBI's taxonomy places the organism in Eukaryota, Metazoa, Chordata, Actinopteri, Clupeiformes, Clupeidae. Gene Ontology annotation, molecular function: extracellular matrix structural constituent conferring tensile strength. Gene Ontology annotation, cellular component: basement membrane. Bases 239 to 4045 code for a protein of 1268 amino acids. Gene Ontology annotation, biological process: extracellular matrix organization. The record is from RefSeq and is a predicted model, not a curated record. The transcript is spliced from 42 exons.